AUGUCCAUAGUUAACAUCUAUUUCCACGACGAAAAUAUCUACAACGUGGAAAAGAAACCGCCAGAAAAACCACCAAAGCCCCCGCUCUACCACUCACGAUUUGAGCUCCAGGUUCGACAGGAGACGAAAUCCUGCAAGGAUGCCCAUCGCACCAUGGGCUUUUCCAAGAUUCCUCUACCCGGGCCAAACGAGUUUCUGAAGAAAAAUUGUGGCCCUCGCUACCGAGCAACCAAAUCGGCACCGGUACGACUUUGCACUACGCAUAAACCACCCGUUCCGAAACCGGAUGCACCGCUUCCCUGUCAGGUGAUGAAGGUGGUCGAUUUUCGCAAGGAAAACGUCAAGAAAGUGGUUGCUACCAGUCCGAAAAAGGUCCGACCACGAUACGCCGACACGCGGAAAGGAGACUUUCACGAUCUAGAGAAAUCGGGCCUGAUGCCCAUCUACAUGUGCAAACCGAAAUUUGGUAAAGUUCCCCAAUAUCUGAUGCGCAGGAAGAAAGAUUUGGCCGCACAGAAGGAGCGGCUGAUGGAGGAUUGCGCGCAGCAGAAGCCACGAUGCUCGUACAUUUCGCAGGAGGAACGUGUCGACCUCUUGAAGGGUUUGAAACAAAACUGGGAGAAGCUACAGCAGGAGUAUCAGAGCCUUCCACUACUCACCGACACCGUACCGAAGAUGAUACGAAAAGCCAAACUGGAGAAUAAUCUAAAACAGUUGGAAAAGGAUAUACUAACGAUCGAGAACAACCCGUACAUAUACAUAUAUGACGAUGAACAAAAGGAAUCAUAA
Molecule: messenger RNA, 789 nt
Organism: Anopheles nili
Lineage: Eukaryota; Metazoa; Arthropoda; Insecta; Diptera; Culicidae
Product: enkurin
Exons: 2
Coding region: 1-789 (262 amino acids)
Cellular component (GO): acrosomal vesicle
Molecular function (GO): calmodulin binding
Source: RefSeq, a predicted model, not a curated record